Messenger RNA from Kuraishia capsulata CBS 1993, 1449 nucleotides. RefSeq lists its product as uncharacterized. NCBI's taxonomy places the organism in Eukaryota, Fungi, Ascomycota, Pichiomycetes, Pichiales, Pichiaceae. The transcript has a single exon. Gene Ontology annotation, cellular component: cytosol. Gene Ontology annotation, biological process: 'de novo' AMP biosynthetic process. The coding region runs from base 1 to 1449 and encodes 482 amino acids. Gene Ontology annotation, molecular function: N6-(1,2-dicarboxyethyl)AMP AMP-lyase (fumarate-forming) activity; (S)-2-(5-amino-1-(5-phospho-D-ribosyl)imidazole-4-carboxamido) succinate lyase (fumarate-forming) activity. The record is from RefSeq and is a predicted model, not a curated record.
AUGUCCAAAUACGACAAAUAUUCCACCCCUCUUUCCGAGAGAUACGCCUCUGACGAGAUGUCCAAGAUCUUCUCGCUGAGGAACAGAUUCUCUACCUGGAGAAAGCUGUGGCUCAACCUUGCCAUUGCCGAGAAGGAGCUUGGACUUGAUAUCAUCACCGAUGAGGCCAUUGAGCAGAUGCGUGCCCAUGUCGAGAUCUCAGAUGACGAAAUUGAAGAUGCUAAGAUCGAAGAGGCUAUCGUCAGACACGAUGUCAUGGCCCAUGUCCACACCUUUGGCAAAACUUGCCCUGCUGCCGCUGGAAUUAUCCAUCUGGGAGCCACCUCGUGCUUUGUGACUGACAACGCUGAUUUGAUCUUCCUCAGAGAUGCGUACGACGUUAUCAUCCCCAAGCUGGUGAACGUGAUCAACAGGUUGGGCAAGUUUGCCCUAGAGUACAAUGACAUGCCAGUUCUGGGCUGGACACAUUUCCAACCAGCACAGCUCACCACUGUGGGAAAGAGAGCCACUUUGUGGCUCCAGGAGUUGUUGUGGGAUCUGCGUAACAUGGAGAGGGCCAGAAACGAUCUUGGCCUCCGUGGAGUCAAGGGAACCACCGGUACCCAGGGCUCGUUUUUGUCAUUGUUUCACGGGAAUCAUGACAAGGUCGAGGAGUUGGACGAACGCGUCGUUGAGCUGCUUGGUUUUGGGUACGCGUACCCAUGUACUGGUCAGACCUACUCGCGUAAGAUCGACAUCGAUGCCCUUGCUCCGCUCUCUUCUCUGGGAGCCACUGCUCACAAGAUGUGCACUGAUAUCAGACUUCUUGCAAACCUCAAGGAGAUGGAGGAGCCCUUUGAAAAAUCCCAGAUCGGUUCGAGUGCUAUGGCCUACAAGCGUAACCCUAUGAGGUGCGAGCGUGUGUGCUCUCUGUCGAGACAUCUUGGUUCGCUUUACCAAGACGUGUUUCAGACGUCUGCCGUUCAAUGGUUUGAGCGUACUUUGGACGAUUCUGCCAUCAGAAGAAUCUCCAUUCCAUCGGCAUUCCUCACCGCAGACAUUGUUCUUUCCACUUUGUUGAACAUCACCUCCGGCCUUGUGGUUUACCCUAAGGUCAUCGAGAGGAGGAUCCAAGCCGAGCUUCCCUUCAUGGCUACUGAAAACAUCAUUAUGGCCAUGGUCGAGAAGGGAGGUUCCAGACAGGACUGUCACGAAGAAAUUCGCGUUCUCUCGCACCAGGCUGCCGCCCAGGUCAAGGAGCACGGCAGGGACAACGACCUCAUCGAAAGGGUCAAGAACACAGAAUAUUUCAAGCCAAUCUGGGGAGACUUGGAUACUCUGCUGGACCCAUCCACCUUCGUUGGCAGAGCACCACAGCAGACCGAGAAGUUCGUCACCGUCACCGUUGCCAAUGCGCUCAAGCCAUUCGCUGAGUAUUUGAACGAGGACAGUUUCCAACUGAGCGUAUAA